Messenger RNA from Hydractinia symbiolongicarpus, 996 nucleotides. RefSeq lists its product as uncharacterized. NCBI's taxonomy places the organism in Eukaryota, Metazoa, Cnidaria, Hydrozoa, Anthoathecata, Hydractiniidae. The transcript is spliced from 2 exons. Bases 1 to 501 code for a protein of 166 amino acids. The record is from RefSeq and is a predicted model, not a curated record.
AUGCGAUUGCUUCUAAUUUGGUAUCUGUUGUUUGUAAAAUGUAAAGUUGACGGACACGCUAAUACUAGUGUAGUUAAACUUACAAAUAAUGUUACCAUAAGUACAAGAUGGGCUAGCUUUAAAAAGCAUGCAAAUUUUAUGUCAGAUGAUUUGAUUUGGAAAGGAGUGGUCCAGAGAGCACUGGAAUGCGCAUCAAAAUGUCUUGAAAGAUUGAUAUGUACCGGUUUUCACAUUUUGAAUAAGGUACAAUCUAACUUAAACUGCGGUCUUGUGAAUGGAACUUUAAUAACAAAACACUAUUAUGUGCGAAGCGAUAGAUGGUACGACUUUUAUGAAAUGAAGAACAUGUGUACAUUAAAUCCGUUCAUAUGUGAACAUGGAAGCGUGUGUAUUCCAAACUUUGAAAACAACACUUAUCAUUGCGAAUGGUGCUUCCCACCUUACUAUGGUAAACAUUGCAACUUGACAGGUAUGUGCUACAGAAACAUUUCUACGUACUGAAGUUAACACAAUUUACCAGACUGGCUAACAUUACAAGAUACCGUCUUAUCUAUACACCCCAAUUUUUUAUCAUCUGUUUAUUCAUAUACGAGCUGUUUCGGUGUGCAACAUUCUGUUUAUAGCAAUUGGGAAUAAUUUUAAACAGGAUGAGCUAACACCUUGACCCAUUUGUUGGUAAAGAAUUUAAUGCACACGUAUGCAAUUCCUUUUGUUAUAUGAAAAUAAAUUAACAAGUUCUUCAGCGGCUGCGGAUAAUCCACAAUAGCACGUUCUAUCCAAGAAAAGUAUUGAAUUUUGCAAAAUAAUUUCAGUCGUCAAUUUUUAUUCUUAAAAAUGCUUGUAAAAAUGUCUGAAUAUUGUUGUGAAAGAAAAAUUCUGAAUACCGCCCCCUUCCCCUGUCGGUUUUUUUUAUAAAUCCUUAACGCUAUGCUGCAUGGCUAUGAUACUUACUGAAAUUCAAUAUUCAUCUAUAAGACACCUGCAUGCCAAAUUUUU